Molecule: messenger RNA, 813 nt
Organism: Postia placenta MAD-698-R-SB12
Lineage: Eukaryota; Fungi; Basidiomycota; Agaricomycetes; Polyporales; Adustoporiaceae
Exons: 5
Coding region: 1-813 (270 amino acids)
Source: RefSeq, a predicted model, not a curated record
AUGCUAUCUCAUCCACGCUUGGGCCCUUCUGGUUUCAUCCGGCUCGUACCAAUUCACACUGUCGUCGUGGACGAGGCCUCUCAGAUCGAGGUGGGCGACUAUCUUCCCACGUUGGACAAGUUCGACAUACAGAAGCUCGUCUUCAUCGGCGACGACCAGCAAUUGGCACCGUACGGACAAGAUGACUUGGGGAACCUAAGGAGUAUCUUCGAGUGCGAUCAUCUACGCAAGGAUGCCGUAUUUCUGGACACGCAAUAUCGUAUGCCCGUACAUAUCGGUGGUUUCAUCUCGCGGCACAUAUAUGACGGCAAGCUUCAGACGGUGCAUUCCCUAAAGGCACGUUCUGUGUGUCGACUGGUUGACAUUCAGCGCGGAAAGGAGGAACAAGCGGGGAAGAGUUGGAUCAAUAAAGCAGAAGCUCAAGCAGUCGUCGUCGUCGCCAGGGGACUGGCCCGUGCGGGGAAAUCCUUCCGCGUCAUUACGCCCUACGACUCGCAACGCAAUCUAUUGGAGAAGAUGCUCAAAGCAGAGAAACUACCAUGGGAGAACAAAUGUUUCAAUGUGGAUUCCUUCCAGGGUAAUGAAGACGAUCACAUUGUUAUCUCUGUCGUACGAACGGGCAAGGUUGGCUUCCUCUCCAACUUACGCCGGACGAACGUUAUGCUCUCGCGUUGCAAGAAGAGCAUGACGAUAUGCACCAAUCGCGCGUUCCUGGAAGGUGUAGCGUCGUCUACCCUCAUGGGCAAGCUAGCCUCGGAGUGGGGAAGCGAUGGGUGGCUGUCCUGGCAGGACAUCAUCUCAGAUCGAUUCUGA